AUGCCUAGAACUUAUGAGCAGGAAGUCGAAUACAUCCAGAGGCUUUCUGAUGUCUCCUUUGCAAUUCGCAAAGGCUUUGUCCCCAACAUGAAUGUAAGUCGAUCACUUUUAUUAGUUUUUUUUUGGUUUUAGGUGGAAGGUAAAUUCUACGUGAACAGCGCUCUGGAACCUUUGAUGUUUGAAGAGCUCAAGUUAUGUGUGGAAAAAGGUGGGAUCGGAGGUUUCCUUCCGGCUGUUCGGCAGAUUGCAAAUGUUGCGUCUUUGCCUGGGAUCGUCAAAGUAAGUUAUACACCAUACGGGUCUUCAAAAUUUUAAAAAUUCCGGGUAACUCAGAGUUUUUCUCUUCCAGCACUCCGUUGGACUCCCCGACAUUCAUUCCGGCUAUGGGUUCUCCAUUGGGAAUGUUGCUGCGUUCGAUGUGGACAAUCCAGAAUCCGUCAUUUCUCCGGGAGGUGUUGGAUUUGAUAUUAAUUGUGGCGUGAGGCUGAUCCGAACCAAUCUCAGCGAAAAAGAUGUCCAGCCACAUAAAGAACGACUUGCCCAAUCAUUAUUCGACCACAUCCCGGUUGGUGUGGGGUCUCAAGGAAUUAUUCCGAUCAAAGUAAGAUUUGAUCUCAUGGAUAAUAUAAAAAUAGAUGCGAAAUUGAUGAAAUUAUGGAAAUUUUGAUAGAAUAAGAUUGCUAAUGAAAGUUUUGAGGCUUAAACCGCCUUUUCGGAUAUUAAUUUUUAAAAUUUUUAGGCCAGAGAUUUCGACGAAUGCCUGGAAAUGGGAAUGGAUUGGACCCUCCGAGAAGGCUAUUCAUGGGCUGAAGAUAAGGAACAUUGUGAAGAAUAUGGACGAAUGUUGCAAGCAGACGCCAGUAAAGUCUCGACAAAAGCCAAAAAACGCGGAUUGCCUCAGGUAAAAUACGCCUUUUGAAUUAAAAAAAAAUUAUUUUUUUACAAAGAAGUUACUUCUAUGGAGUAUGGAGUUACAGAUCGAGACAUAUAUCAAAAAAAUCGCAAAAUCUUUCUGAUUCAGAACAUGUAAAAACUAGCUGCCUAAUUUUGGUUUGUAAGGGUGAAAAAAACCUCAGAACUUUUCACGCAACACCACGCAAAUGCCUUUUUGACCAAGGUUUUGCCAAUUCAAAAGCUUUGUUUUGAGCUAGCUAAAGUAAGCUCUGGGAUCUUGACAAGCCUUGAAACAUCAAAUUUGACUACUAAUUAAGCUGUAGUAUUAAUCAAAUUUGAUAUUUUAAAACUUGUGUCAAGAUGCCAAGGGUUCACUUUAGCUCAAAAGAAAGCUUUUGAAUUGGUAAAAACUUGGUCAAAAAGGCAUGGUGUUGCGAGAAGAGUUCUAAGGGCUUUUCACCCUUACAAACCAAAAGUGGGCAGCUAAUUUUUACAUAUUCUGAAUCAGACAGUUUCUGCGAUUUUUUUGAUAUAUGUCUCGACCUGUAACUCCAUACCCCAUAGAAAAAAAUUUCCCUUGUAAAAAAAAUUUUUUUUGAAAUUUCAAAUUCACUUUUUUUUCAGCUGGGUACCCUCGGCGCGGGCAAUCAUUACGGUGAGGUACAGGUGGUGGACGAGAUUUUUGACAAAUAUGCUGCCUCCAAAAUGGGGAUUGAUCACGUGGGCCAAGUGUGUGUUAUGCUGCAUUGCGGCAGCCGCGGGCUGGGUCAUCAAGUCGCGACGGAUGCGCUGGUCAGCAUGGAAAAGGCGAUGGCUCGUGAUAAAAUUGAACUGAAUGACCGACAACUGGCAUGCGCUAGGAUUUUCAGCCAAGAAGGACAGGAUUAUUUGAAGGGAAUGGCUGCUGCCGCAAAUUUUGCUUUUGUGAAUCGGUCCUGUAUGACUUUUUGUGUUCGACAGGUGAGGAUGGAGGGAAAGGGGCGAUUGGGAAAAGUACGAUUGGGGAAAGGGGCGAUUGGGGAAAAAUACGGUAAAAGAAUAAGGUAAAAUAAAGCCAAAAAUCGGAAUUUUUGAGAAAAUUUACCAAAAACACAUGGCCUAAAUCAAAAUAGGACCGCUUAAAUGAAUUUUUGAAUACUUUGUGGACUAAUUUUUAGCCUAGGUUUAUCCCAAUUACCCAAAAACUUCCCUCUGCACCUCCAUUCCGGAGUUGGACGAUUGGGGAAACCGAAAAGUAUUAUUUUUCUUCGCUGCAAGUGUCGAAAUUAGGAUAAUCGAGGGCGCUGAUUUCGAAAAUGACAUUCAUUUUUUUGAUAGUUACUUUUUUCUUAAGUAGUACUGUGAAGUAGUAAUUUUUUUAUUUUUUUCACAAAUACUCGAUUUGGGGUUUUCGAUGGUGCUGAUUUCAAAUCAGAAAAAAAGAGUAAGAUUUUCGAAAUCAGCACCAUCGAAACCCCCCAAAUCGAGCAUUUGUGAAAAAAAUUUUAAAAAUUACUUACUUACAGUACUACUUAAGGAAAAAAGUAACUAUCAAAAAAAUGAAUGUCAUUUUCGAAAUCAGCACCUCGAUUAUCCUAAUUUCGACACUUGAAUCGAAGAAAAAUAAUACUUUUCGGUUCCCCAAUCGUCCAACUCCGGAAUGGAGGUGCAGACGGAAGUUUUUGGGUAAUUGGGAUAAACCUAGACUAAAAAUUACUCCAAAAAGUAAUCAAAAAUUCAUUCAAACGGUCCUAUUUUGAUUUAGGCCAUGUGUUUUUGGUGAAUUCUCUCAAAAAUUCCGAUUUUUGACCUUAUUUUACCUUCUCCUUCAGGCCUUUGCCCGGAUUUUCGAUUCGACCCCCGACGAUCUGGAUAUGCAAGUAAUCUACGAUGUCUCACACAACAUUGCCAAAAUGGAAGAGCACUUUGUUGACGGACGACCGAAACAGCUUUGUGUUCACCGCAAGGGCGCGACUCGCGCUUUCCCCGCAAAUCACCCCUUGAUCCCAGUGGAUUAUCAGCUCUCAGGGCAGCCGGUAUUGAUUGGAGGAUCGAUGGGAACGAACUCGUAUGUGCUAACGGGUACCCAGCAAGGAUUCGAAGAGACUUUUGGGACCACUUGCCAUGGCGCAGGUCGCGCCCUAUCAAGAUCAAAAUCGAGGAGGAAUAUAACGUUUGAAGCGGUUUUGCAGAAUCUCAAAGAGAAAGGUGAGAAUUUUUAAAGCUUAGGAGAAGUUUUGAGCUUAUUGCCUAAGGGGAAUUUCGAGUUUCAGCCUGAAAAUUUCGAUUUUUCGAGAUUUUUUGACUUUUUUAGUAAAAAAAAGUAUGUGAAGUUAGGGAAAAGAUCCAAAAAUACUUUCCAGGAAUCUCAAUCCGAGUAGCGUCUCCAAAAUUAGUCAUGGAAGAGGCGCCCGAGUCCUACAAAAACGUCCAUGAUGUGGUGGACACCUGUCAACGCGCCGGAAUUAGCAACAAAGCCGUAAAACUGAGGCCAAUUGCCGUCAUUAAAGGCUGA
Molecule: messenger RNA, 3388 nt
Organism: Bursaphelenchus xylophilus (pine wood nematode)
Lineage: Eukaryota; Metazoa; Nematoda; Chromadorea; Rhabditida; Aphelenchoididae
Source: the annotation of a GenBank genome assembly